AUGGCUAUAUUUAAUCGCAAAGCGAAGCACACAGCGCCCAAUGGAGAUGCCGCUCCUACAGAGACUGAGAAAGUAAAGUGGUCGAAGAGACCAGCUACUUGGCAACCAAUCCUCACACCGAAGGCUGUGCUACCAACUCUUUUCAUAAUCGGUCUGAUAUUUGCUCCUAUCGGAGCGUUAAUUGUGUGGGGAAGUGGGAAGGUUACCACGAUAUCGUUGGAUUAUACCCAAUGUGAUGUUGAUGCGCCUACAGAUGGUACCUUUGCUGCUAUGCCAAGUAGUGCUUAUGAUUGUCCCGGUGUAUUUCUCUACUACAAGUUGACCAACUAG
Kwoniella shivajii is the source of this 330-nucleotide messenger RNA. RefSeq lists its product as uncharacterized. Gene Ontology annotation, cellular component: Golgi apparatus; endoplasmic reticulum; plasma membrane. The transcript has 3 exons. The record is from RefSeq and is a predicted model, not a curated record. Bases 1 to 330 code for a protein of 109 amino acids. Lineage: Eukaryota; Fungi; Basidiomycota; Tremellomycetes; Tremellales; Cryptococcaceae.